AUGGCCCCUUCUGCAGUCUCCGUGAAGGGCCCGACGAAGAAGUCGGCGACGAAGAAGACUACACAUAUGACGUAUGAGGAUAUGAUCAAGGAGGCCAUUUUGGCUCACGGAGACGAGGCUCGUUUGGGCCUGGGUCGUCCGACCAUCAAAAAAUAUAUCCUUGCAAAGCACCCUGGCACGGGACGGCUGCCGCUGGCCUCGUUCAACACCCACUUUAACCAGGCGAUCACACGUGGCGAGGAGAAGGGCGUGUUUUUGCUGCCGAAAGGCGUGAGCGGCAAGGUAAAGGUAUCUGCCAAGGCUAAGCCGGCCGCGAAGCCGGUGGCCAAGACUACCAAGGUGGCCGCUAAACCCGCUGCAAAGAAGAUGACGAAGGCGGCUGCCAAACCUGCAACCAAGAAGGCGACCAAGGCGACUGCUAAGCCUGCUGCAAAGGUGACCAAGGCGGCUGCCAAGCCUACUACCAAGAAGGUGACCAAGGCGGCUACGAAGAAAGCGACCAAAGCUUCUCCCAAGAAGGCUGCGCCCAAAAGGGCCUCAUCGGCCAAGGCAUCGACCGCGGCGAAGAUGAGCACGGCUGUGAAGAAAUCGGCCUCGAAGGCGGCUGCUACAAAGAAGGCACCGGCCAAGAAGACCACCACUACGAAGGCGUCGACCAAAUCGAAGAAGUGA
Malassezia sympodialis ATCC 42132 is the source of this 672-nucleotide messenger RNA. RefSeq names its product histone H1 (gene HHO1). Gene Ontology annotation, biological process: nucleosome assembly. Gene Ontology annotation, cellular component: nucleosome. Lineage: Eukaryota; Fungi; Basidiomycota; Malasseziomycetes; Malasseziales; Malasseziaceae. Gene Ontology annotation, molecular function: structural constituent of chromatin; DNA binding. The record is from RefSeq and is a predicted model, not a curated record.